Botrytis byssoidea is the source of this 603-nucleotide messenger RNA. RefSeq lists its product as uncharacterized. The transcript has 4 exons. Bases 1 to 603 code for a protein of 200 amino acids. Lineage: Eukaryota; Fungi; Ascomycota; Leotiomycetes; Helotiales; Sclerotiniaceae. The record is from RefSeq and is a predicted model, not a curated record.
AUGGUUCAGAUUGUCCCGCAUAUUCCAAUAAAAACUGGCGAACUUGCUGAUUUACCAAAGUUCAUGGAAAACUCCAACGGCAGUGUUCGUCAGUCGUUCCACCUGGUAUUUGACCUUUCUGAUGUUUGUAUUACGACCGAAACUAUUGUAUACCGUAUAUUAUUCGAGAAAACCCCUACCCAGAAGUUACGUGCUACUAGUGUCGUGGUGCGGAUGAUCGUCGAGUUGAGGCUCGAUCAGCUUCAAUGCUUUUUCGCUAGUUCAUUACAGUUGUUCUGGAUUUACCAGCAGUUGGCCAAAAUCUCCUUAACACUUUGCAUUUUUCCAACGUGGGCUUUCUCUUGGGCAUUUGAACUUUCGGGUGUUGCAGUUUUGAAGACUAACCUUAUGUGUAUCGAUUGGUUUUUCAACACAGCUUUGCCUAUCAAGACCCUCGAGAAAGCUCUUCCUGAAGAUAGAGAACUUCUAGACGUCAUGAGAUUGGGUGAAGCUUGUAGGAUAUACAUUCAAAUUAUGAUAUUACACAACUCACUUGCACCUAGCGUACCCGUUGAUGGUAGCUUCGUUGGAACCUCAGUCAUGCUUAUACUUCCGACACCUUGA